AUGAAUAAUGCAUAUUCCAUAUUCAAUAUAGAACACAUAAUCAAGUAUAAAUAUGUUCCUUUCUCCGUCGGAAAGCAGAGUAUGAUGGAAAGAGGGCACCUUCAAAUGAGGGCGAAAGAUAGUUUGAUCGAUCUUUGUCGUAGUAAACUCAAGUUCAGUGUCAAUAGUCAACUUAUUGUUCACUGUGGUUCAACAUGCAUCAAAAAAGAUUUCGUCUCAUUGAGAGAAAAGAUAGGUGUAGAUGAUUUGGUCGAUCAUCUAACAUGCAAUGAAAUUAAUCAAAGCUAUACUUGUUGGACUAAGCAUGGUGAGAUGAGAAAACAAUGUCCUGAUAAAAAAAUAUAA
Messenger RNA from Striga asiatica, 345 nucleotides. NCBI's taxonomy places the organism in Eukaryota, Viridiplantae, Streptophyta, Magnoliopsida, Lamiales, Orobanchaceae. The record is from the annotation of a GenBank genome assembly.